Entamoeba nuttalli P19 is the source of this 4068-nucleotide messenger RNA. RefSeq names its product filopodin, putative. Gene Ontology annotation, biological process: cell-cell adhesion. The transcript is spliced from 2 exons. Gene Ontology annotation, molecular function: actin binding. Gene Ontology annotation, cellular component: cytoskeleton; plasma membrane. Lineage: Eukaryota; Evosea; Mastigamoebida; Endamoebidae. Bases 1 to 4068 code for a protein of 1355 amino acids. The record is from RefSeq and is a predicted model, not a curated record.
AUGUUAAGUACAAAGAAGAUGCAAUUUAAUUUUACAGCUACAGUUUAUGAUAUAUUAGUAGCAAUUAAAGAAAGACAACAAUCAGAAGUAAAUAUGGAAGAAUAUGCAUUAUUCCUUCCAAAUGAUAAAACAAGAGAAAAAGGACAAUGGAUGAUUCCAAAAAGAACUAUUGAAUCAUAUGACCUUGUCACAGAUGAUGAAGUUUGGUUUAGAAAGAGAAUGCAAGUAGUAAAUGUUUUACUUCCUGAUGGAUCAACUAAAAAAAUGAUGUUAGAUGUAUGUCAAACAAUUAAAGGACUUGUUGUUGCAAUUGCAGACAAAUUAUCAUUACAUCAUGCCGAAGCAUUUGGAAUUCAAAUUCAAGGAUCAAAUAAAUUUUUAAGAAUGAAAAGUUCGUUAUAUGAAGUUGCUGGACCAAAUGAUGUUAUUACAUUGAAAAAAAGACAUUUUAUUCAAGAAGGAGAAUUAAAUAAAGAAGAUCCAAUGUUAUUACAUUUAAGUUAUAUUCAAGCACAUGAUAAUGUUGUUGGAGGAUUAUAUCCAUGUAAUAAAGAUGAAAUUAUAAGAUUUGGAGCAUUAAAUGCAAUGAUUGAUAUUGGGAAAUGUGAUGAAACAAAAAAAGUAUCAACAAUUCAUCAAAAUAUUACACAUUUUGCACCAGAAAUGUAUCAAAAGAAAGAAAUUGAAAAAGAAAUAUUUGCUAAAUGGAAAACUAUGAAUUCAAUGACACCAGUAGAUGCUAAAUAUAAAUAUCUUCAAUUAUGUAUGACAUUAAGAUCAUAUGGAAUGAAUAUUUAUCAUGGAGGAAUUGAACCUAAAGGAAUUAUACAAUCAACUGACCCAAAAAAGAAAAAAUUAAAUCAAGUAUUAAUGGCAUUUUCACCAGUUGAAUUAAAAUUAUUAACAUUAGAUCAUAAAGUUAUAAUGAGUGAACCAUAUGAACAUUUAAAGAGUUGGAAAUUUAGUUCAGAAGCAGUAAUAUUUGAUUUUGGAAAAUUUAAUAAUGGAGAAAUUAUUAAAUUUUAUACAUCAGAAGGAGAAGAUAUCUUUUCAUUAGUUGCAGGUUAUAUUGAAAUUAUUACUUUAAAAGCACAAAAAAUAGUAGAAGACGAUAAAGACUUAGAAAAAGCUACUGAAGUUCAAUUAACUAAACAAAAGAAAACAGCUGUUGUAAAAAGUACUGUCACAAAAACAAGGGUUGUUGCUCAACCUACUCCAUUAACUCAAAUUUCACAAUCUGUAGAAUCAAAUGAUAUAUAUCAAGCUAAUAAAACAUAUGCAUUACCUGUUAAUUUUGCUGUAAAUUUAAAAGAAAAAACACAAUCAAAUGAUGAUAAUUGGAGAAAUCAACUUAGAAAUCAAUCAGAUAAUCUUCUUGGACUUCUUAAACCAUUAUCAGAAUCAUUUAGAAAUGGUCCAAAAUUAUCUAAUGAAAAAAUUAAACAAUUUGGAUUUUAUGUUGAUGGUGUGCGUCAAGCUGUAUUAAAUGGUUCAUCUUCUGUUGAAGAUAAAGAAAUUUUUGAAGCAAUGGCAAAUAAUUUAAUGGAUGCUGUAAAUGAAUAUAUGGAUAUUUGUAGUGCGUUAGAAAAAGACCCAAAUAAUCCAGCAUUACUUGCUGCUUUAACAGAAGCAGAACGAAGAAUUCAAAUGUGUACAGAAGCAUUAAAUGCUUGUGCUAAUGGACUUGUUAUGGAUAUUGAUCAAGACUUAAUCUUUGAAUUAUCACAAUCUGUAUCUGCUGAUGUUGAUGCAGCAUGUGAAAUUGCAAGAGCAGCAGCUGGUGAUAUUGUUGAAGCUGCUAUUUCACAAGCACAAACAGAUGCAAGAAUGUUAGUUUUUGGAGCACAAUCAAUGGGACUUGCAAUGGGAAAUCCUGAAUGUCAAACAAUAAUGAAUGACCUUUUAAGUAAAUGUAAAAAUUCAAGUAUCAGUUUAUUAGAAACUUCACAAUUAAAAGGAACCCCACAAGGAGGACCUUUAGAAGAAGAUAUUGAUGAUAUUUGUAAAAAUUGUGAUUUAAUGGAUAAUUUCAUUGAAGAGAUUAAAGAUGACAAAAUUAAUAAAAGAAAGAAAUUCCUUGAAUCAGCUGGUGGUUGUUUGCAAAUGGCUGAUUGGUUAUCUACAUUACAAAAUAUGAGAGUUGAAGAUGUCCAACGUGCUGCAUUAGAAAUGAAAAAAGAUAUUCCAACUAUUGUUAAAUAUAUGAAAGAAUCUACUGCUAGUGUUGAAGUUGAUGAUGCUAAAAGAGCAUUUAUUAUUGGAAACUUAAAAGAUAUGACUUCUAAUGCUAAAAUAAUAUUAACAAAUGCAGAUCAAACAGUUUAUAGUCCUAGUAAAAAUGAUGAUAUUAGAGAAGCUGCUGGGUUAACAGCUGAUGCAAUUAAAGCAGUUUUAGGAGAUGAUGUUAAUGAAGUUGUUCAUCAUUCUAUGUAUACUGAUUCAAAGAAAGCAGCUAUUGCCUCACUUAAAAUGUCUCAAUUAUUAAAAGCAAAAUCAAAGAAUGAAAAGAAUGCUAAAUAUGCUGAGCAAAUACUUAAUGCUGCUCGUACUGCUUCUCUUAUUACUUCAAAAUUACUUGAACCAGUUGAAGAUGAUGAAGAUGAAAGAAAAUUCAUGGAAAAGUCAUUAGCUAUUGCUAAUGAAUAUGACCCAUUCUCUAAAAGUAUUGAUGGACUUGUUGAUCAAAUAGAAGAAGGAAGAGGAGAUAUAAUUGAAGAUAAAAUGCAAUUAGAUUUAAUGAUGGCUAAAUUAGAACAAGAUGUUAAUACAUUCCAAAGAGAAGAUAUGUUAUCUUCAUUACAUACUGCUGGAAUGGAUUAUAGAAUGGCUGCUGUUGAAUUAAAGAGAGAAAUUCUUGUUGUAGAUUCAGCAAAUGAACUUGAAGAAAGUGGUAUUAAAGAAGAACUUAAUGAAGAAGCAUUAAAAGCACUUGAAGAAUUUACUCAAGCAAGGCAUCAAUUAGAUAAUAUUUCUGCUUUUGAUUAUACAACUCAAGCAAAAGUUGAAGAUGUUGCAGAAAAAUCUAAAAAGGUAUUAAAAGCACUUAUUAAAGCAAGUAGAACAUCAAAGAAAAAGAAUGAAAGAAAAAUGUUACUUGAUGCAGCAAUGAAACUAAGUAAUGAAAUGGCUCGAAUGCUUAGUGCAGUUGAUGAAGAAUCAAUUGGUAAUCAAAUCAAUAUGAAAGGAAUUGAUACUGAUUUAGUUAAUGCUGAAAAACAAAUCACUAAUAUUUUAAAGGUUGAUGAUUUGGUUGAUAUUGACCUUGGUAAAGCAAUGACUGUGGAAAUUACUUCUGAAGAAAUGGAAGCUGAAAAUACCGCAUUAACAAAAAUGCAAACUGUUACUAGUGAAAUAGAUGCUAUUUAUAAAGAUAUGCAAAAAGACAUCCAAGCUAAAAAAGAAGCUGCUGAAGCAAGUGAAGAUCCUAAACAAAUUGUUGAAGCUACUUUACAAGAAGCAGUUCUUGUUAUGGUUGGUUCAUCUAUUGGUGUUUUAUCUACUGCCACUACAGCACAAGCAGAAUUAAUUCAACAACUCCAAAACUCUGAAACUGCAAGUGGUGUUCAUAGAGAUAAAGAAUAUGCAGAGGAAUUAAUUAAAGCAGUAGAAGAUGUUAAAAGUACUGCAAUUGAAUUACAACAAAAAAUUAAAGAAGAUAAUGUUAAUUCUGAUGAAUUAGUUAAAGUAGCUGAUAAAGUUGGUAAGAAAGUGGAAAAAGUUGUUGUGUCUUGUAGAGCUGGAACAAGAACUAAAGGAAGAAGUCAUAAAUACAAAGACCUUUUGGAUGCUUCAAAGAAACUUGCUGAUGCUACAAAGAAUCUCUUAGAAUGUGCUAAAAAGGUAGAUGAAUUUGAUGAUACACCUGUUGUUGUUCAAAUGAAUUUACCACCACCACCUCCUCCUGUCACUGAAGUUGAGGAAGAAGAUAUCGAAACAUUUGGUAUUGACCAAUACACUCUCAAAGAAAUUGAACAACAAAAGAAAAUCUUUGAAUUAGAAAAGAAAUUAGAAGCUGCCAAAAAGAAGAAAGCAGAUUUAGAAGAACUUGCUAAAUCUUUCCAAAAUUAA